Molecule: messenger RNA, 983 nt
Organism: Neltuma alba
Lineage: Eukaryota; Viridiplantae; Streptophyta; Magnoliopsida; Fabales; Fabaceae
Product: ras-related protein Rab7
Exons: 7
Coding region: 112-732 (206 amino acids)
Cellular component (GO): vacuolar membrane
Molecular function (GO): GTPase activity; GTP binding
Source: RefSeq, a predicted model, not a curated record
UAUACCUGAAAGCUGCGAGCUGGUGAAGAAAGAAAGCGUCACAGUCCAAAGCGACUUUCAGAUACGCUUCUGCCCUCGUGCUCAUCUCCUUCCCGAUCCUUCACCCGCACGAUGCCUUCCCGAAGAAGAACCCUCCUGAAGGUCAUCAUUCUCGGCGACAGCGGGGUGGGGAAGACAUCUUUGAUGAAUCAAUAUGUGAAUAAGAAGUUUAGCAAUCAGUACAAAGCUACUAUAGGAGCUGAUUUUUUGACAAAAGAGGUGCAAUUUGAAGAUAGGCUUUUCACCUUACAGAUUUGGGAUACAGCUGGUCAGGAAAGAUUCCAAAGCCUUGGUGUUGCUUUCUAUCGUGGUGCUGAUUGCUGUGUUCUUGUAUAUGAUGUUAAUUCCAUGAAAUCUUUUGACAAUCUCAACAACUGGAGGGAGGAAUUUUUGAUCCAGGCUAGCCCGUCCGAUCCAGAGAAUUUCCCUUUUGUUGUUAUAGGAAACAAGAUAGAUGUGGAUGGUGGGAACGGUAGAGUGGUUUCAGAGAAGAAGGCUCGAGCUUGGUGUGCAUCAAAAGGAAAUAUCCCAUAUUUUGAAACGUCAGCGAAGGAAGGUGUUAAUGUUGAAGAAGCAUUCCAAUGCAUUGCAAAAGAUGCCCUGAAAAGUGGGGAAGAGGAAGAAAUAUAUCUGCCUGACACAAUUGAUGUUGGAAGCAGUAGUCGGCAGCCAUCAUCUGGAUGCGAGUGCUGAUUAUAUUGCCGUUUAGUGUCAAAAAGUAUAUUAUUUGACAUUAUUUGAUCCUGUUUGGCUGUUGCUGCUUGUAUCUUUACUGUAAAUUAAUGUCUGGUUAAGAAUCAACUGGUUCAAUGUUAUCCAUUCGCUGCUUGUUUGGUCCAUGUCCUAAGCAGUCAGAUUAUAUUUGCUUCCCUUGUAUGCUAUUCCUAUAUUGUCAAAGAAACUCUUUUAAGAUCGUCCUGGUUUCUAAGGUUAUUUGUUAUUUU